This is a messenger RNA of Musa acuminata subsp. malaccensis (wild Malaysian banana), 2153 nucleotides long. Its product is annotated as probable serine/threonine-protein kinase At1g01540. Gene Ontology annotation, biological process: protein phosphorylation. Gene Ontology annotation, molecular function: protein kinase activity; ATP binding. The record is from RefSeq and is a predicted model, not a curated record. Lineage: Eukaryota; Viridiplantae; Streptophyta; Magnoliopsida; Zingiberales; Musaceae.
UCUUUGGUGUAUUUACAUUGAGCGGUGCUUUGGACACCCACAAAGAAAUCAACAUUGCACACUAUGAUCAGCACAAAACGUGCAAAUCUGUCUCUUGUAGUACUCUCCAGCUCAAGAUCCCCUCAAAUCUUCACUAAUUUAAUAGCUCACUGUGAUUUCUUCUUUGUCUCUGUUAUCAGCAGCAGGCACUGCUCUCUGUUCUCCUGCCUUGCUUCAGUGGAGUCUUCCCUCAUCAUCUUCGUCCCCUGUGUUGUCCAAAUGCCUCUCUUUUCUGCUCUUUAUUGAUUCCAAUCCAUCAGGCUUCUUUAAUCUCGUCAAAAGAGCAUCUUUUCCAACAAUCCACUAGCUAGAUUAACUUAUCUUACAUUGUUUCUCUUAAAGAUCACAUUUUUAUUGGAGCUCUAAUUGUAUUUAUCUACCUAUCCUACUGUCAUUUGCUACUUGCUUCUUUCAGCAAAGGCCUCAUUUUUAUCGCCAUCCCCUGCUUCGGAGGAGAAGCGAAGCGAUGGCGGGUUACAGCUCGCCGUUCCUCAACGACGAGCUGUCGAAGCGCACCGUCAUCUUCGGCCUCCACAUGUGGGUCAUUAUCGGCAUCGGCGUCGGCGCCGCCUUCGUGCUCCUCCUCUUCCUCAUCUCCCUGUGGCUCGCCUCCAGGCGCAGCACCGCGCCGGCCGCCAUCCCCAAUAUGUCCAAGGAAAUCCAGGAGAUCCACGUCGACCCGUCCCGGCUGCCGGACGCGAAGCUGCUGGGCCAGGCGCUCCAGAAACCGCCGCUCCCCGAGACCGAGCCCCCGCGGGCGUCGGUGGAGCGGCAGGCCCUGCUUGUGCCGGCGGAGGAGGAGGGGCCAGCGGCGCAGCAGAGAAUCCACAUUGAGAUCGGGAAGGACCACCGGAUCACCUAUCCGGAGCGCCCAGCUGUCGGCGUCGGCGGAUCGUCCCACGCCAGCGGCGAGAGCCGGUCCGUGGAGCAGGUCUCCAUCGCGGCCCCUGAGGUGUCGCACUUGGGUUGGGGGCACUGGUACACCCUCCGGGAGCUCGAGGUGGCAACCAACAUGUUUGCCGACGAGAAAGUGAUCGGAGAAGGCGGGUAUGGGAUCGUCUACCAUGGUACUAUGGAGGACAACACUCAGGUUGCAGUGAAGAACUUACUCAACAACCGGGGCCAAGCUGAGAGGGAGUUCAAGGUGGAAGUCGAAGCAAUCGGCCGUGUUCGCCACAAGAAUUUAGUGAGGCUACUGGGUUAUUGUGCAGAAGGUGCUCAUAGGAUGCUUGUCUAUGAGUACGUUGACAAUGGGAACUUGGAACAAUGGCUUCAUGGGGAUGUCAGACCAAGCAGCCCUCUCACAUGGGAAAUUCGCAUGAACAUUGUGCUUGGAAUGGCAAAAGGGAUAAUGUACUUGCAUGAGGGACUAGAACCAAAGGUAGUUCAUCGGGACAUUAAAUCAAGCAACAUUUUGCUUGAUAAGCAGUGGAAUCCUAAAGUUUCAGAUUUUGGGCUGGCCAAGCUCCUGGGAUCAGAGAGGAGCUACGUCACAACACGUGUCAUGGGAACAUUUGGAUAUGUAGCUCCUGAAUAUGCCAGUACUGGCAUGUUGAAUGAGAGGAGUGAUGUUUAUAGUUUUGGAAUUCUUAUAAUGGAGAUUAUUUCUGGCCGAAGUCCAGUAGAUUACAACAGGCCGCCGGGAGAGGUAAACCUAGUUGAAUGGAUCAAAACAAUGGUCACCAACCGGAACUCCGAAGGCGUGUUGGAUCCCAAGUUGCCUGAGAAACCUUCUUCAAGGGCCCUGAAGAAAGCUUUGUUGGUAGCACUGCGAUGCGUGGAUCCUGAUGCACAGAAGAGGCCAAAGAUGGGGCAUGUGAUACACAUGCUCGAAGUUGACGAUUUUCCUUACAGAGAUGACCGACGAGCUGUGAGAACAUACCGAGAUGGUCCGCAGGAGAAAGCAAGAUUGUUAGAGAGGCCUGCGGUCGAAUCUGGUGAUAGUAGCGGCUACGAGAGCAACUCAACUGUCAACAGGACCACAAGGUGGAGGAAGCAAGAAAAUUAGCUUGUAAUCUUAGGACAUGUUAUAUUUAGAUGUUUAAGCAGCACUCCAAAGUAUGGAUCCCGAUAAGCUUUACUUAUAAGAAAACAAGUUUCAUAUGGUUUCUCCA